Molecule: messenger RNA, 1782 nt
Organism: Parastagonospora nodorum SN15
Lineage: Eukaryota; Fungi; Ascomycota; Dothideomycetes; Pleosporales; Phaeosphaeriaceae
Exons: 3
Coding region: 1-1782 (593 amino acids)
Molecular function (GO): NADP binding; flavin adenine dinucleotide binding; N,N-dimethylaniline monooxygenase activity
Source: RefSeq, a predicted model, not a curated record
AUGGGAGCAUUCGAAAUGCCCAAUGGGCUCAACGGCGUAAACGGAUUUGGUCACAACUACGACUACCCACCAUCGCAUGUCGAAGGUCCUUACAAAAUCCUGAAUCAGUACCACUCAAAGCCAACCAAGCUGCGGGUUGCCUGUGCUGGUGCAGGCGCGUCGGGACUAUGCCUAGCUUACAAGAUGGAAAAGAUGCUCGAACCAGGGUCUUGGGAGCUCACACUAUUUGAAAAGAACCCGCAAUUUGGUGGAACAUGGUACGAGAACACAUACCCUGGUGUUGCUUGCGAUAUCCCUUCACACGACUACAACUUCACAUGGGAUCCGAAGCCUGACUGGUCACAAUUCUUCGCGUCUGGCAAGGAAAUUCAGGGGUACUUCGAGGGCUUUGCGGAAAGGCAUGGAAGUAAGAAGUAUAUGCAGCUGAACAGCAAAAUCACCGAAGCCAACUGGAACAACGAGGAGGGUUGCUGGAGCUUCACAAUCGUCAACCCAAAGACUGGUUCUAUGCGAAAAGACUGGGCACACGUCUUCGUGAACGGCACAGGAAUCUUGAACAACUGGAAGUGGCCUGAUAUUGAAGGUAUCCACGAUUUCAAAGGCCCGCUUUUGCAUUCAGCCUGCUGGGAUCAUGGCGUCAACUUCAACGGCAUCAAGGCUGGAAUUAUUGGCGUCGGCUCAACAAGCGUUCAGAUCACUCCACAGCUUCAAAAGAUAUGUAAGGAGGUGGAAGUUUACAUGCGAAGUCCCACGUGGAUAUCACCUCCAUUCGGUGCUGGUGCGCUUACCGACAAUCUGCAAAAGGGCCAGGACGUGGACCCAGGCCAACGUCAGUAUGAUUUCACCGAAGCCGACAAGCAAAAAUUCAAAGACGACCCAGAAUACCAUUUGGAAUUCCGGAAGAAGAUAGAGGCAGAGAUCAACAGCCUAUUCGGCAUGUAUCAGCAAAACUCUGACUUGUCAAACCAGUUCCGAGAUGUCAUUACAAAGGAGAUGCACCGCCGCAUGGGCCCUGGCCACGAGGAUCUGAAAAAGUUCAUCAUACCCAAGUGGUCGGUGGGCUGCCGAAGGAUUUCCCCAGGUGAUGGGUUCCUUGAAGCGCUAGUCCAGGACAACGUAACCCCAGUCUUCAGUGGCAUCAAGCGUGUCGUUCCUGAGGGCAUUGAGACUGCCGACGGGCAGGUCCACAAGUUGGACGCUAUUGUCUGUGCAACUGGCUUCCAGGUCGCCUUUCAGCCCGCUUUCAUCGUGCGAAACGGCGAAGGCAAGUCGAUUAAGGAGGAUUGGACCUCUGGACCCAACCUUUACAUGGGUGUUUCGGCGCCAAGAUUCCCGAAUUAUUACACAAUUGUUGGUCCGGGUGCAACUUGGAGCAACGGCACCCUUCUGCCGUCGAUUGAAACCACAAUCGAGUAUUCCAUCAAGUGUAUGAAGAAGAUGCAGACUGAGGGCAUCAAGGCCAUGGCUGUCAAACAAGACGCGCUUGACGAGAUCUACGCUCACUUUGAUGAGUAUCACAAGACGACAGUGUGGCAAGAAGAAUGCCGCAGUUGGUUCAAGGAUGGCUAUACCAAGAACAGGAUUUACCUGUGGCCUGGCGCGACGAUUCAUUUCCUCAAAUCGAUCAAGACACCGCGAUGGGAAGACUACGACUACACAUACCGCUAUAAGAACAGGUUCGCGUUCCUGGGUAAUGGUGAUGUGAAGGCGACUGCUUCAAAGGACGUAUUGGGUUUGAGCCCAUACAUCCGGAACUCGGAUCACGAUUGGGAUGUCGAAUAG